This is a messenger RNA of Electrophorus electricus (electric eel), 2374 nucleotides long. It is a transcript of the gene twf2, whose product is annotated as twinfilin actin binding protein 2. Gene Ontology annotation, cellular component: myofibril; actin filament; cytoplasm. Gene Ontology annotation, biological process: regulation of lamellipodium assembly; positive regulation of neuron projection development; barbed-end actin filament capping. The record is from RefSeq and is a predicted model, not a curated record. Lineage: Eukaryota; Metazoa; Chordata; Actinopteri; Gymnotiformes; Gymnotidae. Gene Ontology annotation, molecular function: actin filament binding; actin monomer binding.
UCUCUCUAGCACACACGCUGCUCUCGCAUGCUGCCUCAACCACAAACCCCCAAGCUGUCUUGCUUCAUAUUGUGGUCAUUAGUCUGUAGCCGAACCCUCGUCUCCUGGUAUCCCCACAGACAGAGCUCCUCGGCGGGUAGACACAGAGACCCGCCAUGUUCCUGGUUCUAGUGGUGACGGAGGAGCUUCGGCGGCUCCUGGUCAGGGCAAGGAGCGGCACAGGCCGCCUCAUCCAGGUGCUGAUCCAGGACGAACAGCUGGUGCUGGGGGCACACCGAGAGCCAUCUCAGUCCUGGGAGAAAGAUUAUGACCACUUUCUGCUUCCUCUGCUGCAUCCUCAGGAGCCCUGCUACAUCCUGUACCGCCUUGAUUCCCAGAAUGCACAGGGCUAUGAAUGGCUCUUCAUCUCCUGGUCACCUGACCAUUCUCCCGUCAGACAGAAGAUGCUGUAUGCUGCCACUCGGGCAACAGUGAAGAAAGAAUUUGGAGGGGGGCAUGUCAAAGAUGAGAUCUUUGGCAAUGUGGUGGAUGAUGUGUGCCUUCAGGGCUACCUACGCCACAUGUCACUGAGCUCUGGCCCUGCUCCUCUUACACCUGCCGAACAGGAGCUGCAGCGAAUCAAAAUUACAGAGGAUACCAUAAAGAGAUAUUGUCCUCGUGCUGUGCGCAUACGUGUGCACAUGUGUGUCUGUGUGUGUCUCCCCCUGCAGGUGAAAACAGAGAUCAGCGUGGACAGUAAGCACCAGACAUUACAGGGCCUGGCCUUUCCCUUGCAGCCAGAGGCCAAGCAUGCUCUACAGCAACUCGCAGACAGACACAUUAAUUACAUCCAGUUGAGGCUGGACACAGAAAGGGAAACAAUUGAGCUGGUGCACACUCGGGCAACAGAAACACAUGAACUACCCUGCAGAAUCCCAAUAGAUGUGCCACGUUACCAUUUCUUCCUCUACAAGCACAAACACGAAGGAGACUCCCUGGAGUCUGUGGUGUUCAUCUACUCGAUGCCGGGCUACCGCUGCAGUGUGAAGGAGAGAAUGCUGUAUUCCAGCUGCAAGAGCCGCCUCCUAGAGGAGGUGGAACAGGAUUACCACAUAGAGGUGGUCAAAAAGAUGGAGAUAGAAAGUGGUGAUGAGCUGACUGAGCAGUACCUGUAUGAGGAGGUUCACCCCAAGCAGCAUGCUCACAGGCAGGCAUUCGCCAAACCCCGAGGCCCUGCAGGAAAAAGAGGAAACAAACGGAUCAUUAAAGGAGCAGAAGAGAAUGGCAAGAACAGUUAGGGAGGAGGGAGAGGCUGACAAGGCUAACCAAGCCCAGCUGCCAGAGGCCCUGAGGCUGGGUGUGCUGUCUUGAAGGAGGGUGGCCUGCAUGCGUGCACAUGAGUAUGGAGCAAGCUUGACUCCAUUUGUUUUUAUCCUUCUUGAUUGUGUUUCUUUGGGUUUUUACUUCCUUGGCUUGUGUUUAAUAUUUCAUAAAUUGUGAUUCUUUCUAACAAAUUCUUGUACAGGUCUAUAAAAAUGAAGAAAACCUCAGGAAUUUACUGUCUCUGUAAAUUGUCUGUCCACAUUUUGUUAUGCAUUUGGCUUGAAAACAGAGACAUAACCUGUCAGUUUUACUCAGACAGACAUACACUCACCACACACUUGUAAAUACCCACCUACAUCUUAUGAAUGCAUUUCACACAUAUAUAAUUACGAGCCACGUGUCUAUGCACAAGUUGUCACCAAUCCUGUUUCCCACUCAUCACUGGUCAGUUUCUGACUACAUUUUGAUUGGAUGGCAGAUCAACACAACAGUGGCACUGGCAUGGUAGUGGUGUGACAGUUGCUGUUAUACUAGUGUGAUUUCAGAUACAGCAUUGUUGAGUUGAAAGUAUUUUGCCACCCCUAAGUAUCCAGCUUACUCAGGUCCUUUUGUUGAGAAAUUGACCACUGAUAGGAUGGCUUUUCCAAAUGUGUGCAUAGUAGCAGAUAGAAGAAUAUAAACAGUAAAUUUCUAAAAUAUAAAUAAUUUUAUUCAAGUACAUGGUAAAGUUUAAUUUAAAAUUUAACUUUAAUAUACAAUAAUUUGAAUAUGGAAUAUGGAUUCUACUACUGAAUCAGUUAUUUAUCCAAAUAUCCGGUGAACAUCUGAUGUUUUCAAUGUGAACAAGCCACCAUGUCAAUAGAUUUUCUCAGAGGAGCUCAGUUGAUUAGCAAAUGUACACACCACCAGUAGAAAUACUGAUGUGCAUCUAGAGUCAGUAGUGAGGGUUUGAACAGGACUGCACAUUAGGUUACGACUGCUAUUUUACAUCUGUUUUAGAUUUGUUAAAUGUCUUACUGUUUAGGCCAUGAUGUGCUUUGCUAUCAUUUCAAAAGCCUACCAAUGUACCCUU